Messenger RNA from Scophthalmus maximus (turbot), 3556 nucleotides. RefSeq names its product zinc finger protein 420-like. The record is from RefSeq and is a predicted model, not a curated record. Lineage: Eukaryota; Metazoa; Chordata; Actinopteri; Pleuronectiformes; Scophthalmidae. Gene Ontology annotation, biological process: negative regulation of transcription by RNA polymerase II. The transcript is spliced from 9 exons. Gene Ontology annotation, molecular function: DNA-binding transcription repressor activity, RNA polymerase II-specific; RNA polymerase II cis-regulatory region sequence-specific DNA binding. The coding region runs from base 239 to 3316 and encodes 1025 amino acids.
GACGACCGAGAGGCUCUAGACAACAAAUUGUUAACACUUUUUACCUAUUUUGCUGUCAUGUCUCCUCGUUAGAAAGUGAAAGGUUUUGCAGCUGAGGAAGAAGCAGCGUCCACUGUCACAUCGGCGACCUCUAAUAGUAGCUGUAACUGUGGCUGGCUAGCCUAGCCAGCCACAGUUACAGCUAGCUAGCAGCAGCUGACAGCAGCUAGUCAAACUUUUCAGCACCCGGUAUGAGAAGAUGGACUCAAGCGUUGUCUCGGCCAGUUCCAAAGAAGACCCCUUACCUAUGGCGUCACUGCGCCUCCUGGUCCCGCCUUUGCAGCUCAUGACAGCCUCUAUGUGGCAGGUGCUGAAGAAACAAGACGUCAUGAACUACUGGAAUGUGGCAGAGUUUGUCACCUUGGUUACGGACAUGGUCCCAGAGCUGCUGGUGUACAAGCACAGGACACAACUGAACCUGGGAUUGAGAGCCAGGUAUAUCCUUGAGUUGUUUCGCCUUGAACAGCUUGUGGAACCUGACUCCAUCUUAUCUCACCUGGACAAGAUGAAAUCAAAGCAGCACCCCGACCAGACGAAAGAAUCGGAAGAAGAGGAAGUAGCCGUUAACUUUCUGGAAUUGAUCCAGACUCUGAUCAAAGAUCCUGAAGAGAGACGGGACUUUUUCUUGGAGGUAUUCCCUGCGGAGUAUGGACCCCAGUAUGACGGUGAUCUGCAGACACUGUUUGGGGAUUUCCUCUGUCGAUUGACUCAGCUGUUGCCGGUUCCCGACCUCGAACAGACUGUGUCCUGGCUUGGAGCUGAAUUCUCACUUUUGGAGGAUUGUGUACAUUCAUUGUCCAAGUCUACGGACGUGAAAAAUUUACUCGCGCACCACAAAGACUUGGGGCAUUUAGAGCAACAUGUUCCACCAUCAAGCAUGGGUGACAGCAUCCUUUCCUCCCUCUCUACAGUUCUUCCUCGCAGAGUGGCAAAAACUACAGAGCAACCCAACCAAUCGGGUCCACUGCAAGGCCUCAGCGAUGAAACACACCACGUGUCAUUUGUUGACGAUGUAGCGGUUGAAAUAAUUACAGUGACGGAUUAUGCAGAGGUUGAAUUAGGGGCAAGCACCGACGUUGAGGCGGUACUCGGAGAACACUGCUACGAAAGAACAGAAAGGUGCACGGAGACCGAGGAUUCGUCGGUAGUGCCUCCUGAAAAGACGACCAGGGAGGACAAAGUUGAUAAAGCCGGAGGAGGAGCGACACGAGAAACGGUUGAAAGUGGUUUGACAAACGUCAUCCAACCAGAAGUUAACAAAGACGACCCAGAUUCCUCCCAGCAUAAAGUCUCUGUUGGUCCUCAUGACUGCCCCGACUGUGAGAAGAAAUUCAAGUUUGCCUCUUCACUAAUCGCCCACAGGGUCAUCCACACUGGCGAGCGCCCCCACCGCUGCAAUGACUGUGGUCGCUGCUUCUCUUUCAGACAGUCCCUCGACAGGCACAGGCACACGCACAAAACCGGACGCAAGUACGACUGCGCCGUCUGCGGCAAGACCUUCCGCUCCUUGUCGGCCCGCACAGAGCACAAGCAAACGCACAUAGAAGACGGUGUUUACGCAUGCCACCAGUGCAACAGGAAGUUCACCUGGGAGCUGGCGCUCGCAAGGCACUUAAAAACUCAUCCCACUGACGAGCCCACAGGGAGCCAAAAGGAUGGGCUCGUUAUAAGUGAUGUAAAUGUUUGCGAGGAUCCUAUUAAAGCUACUGAGCCUGACUGCGAUGUGCAAGCAGAGGAUAAUGGUGAUCAGGAUCCAGAGAAUGCAAAAGGGGAGAGCGGUGAGCAGGCCCCCUGUGAGUUUGGAGGGCCGGUCCCUGAACUCAAUGAUCAUCAAGUGUCCCCCGUGAAGGUCCGCACAAGUGGGCGCAAACGCAAGCCGACCAUGAAGAUUCAGGUGAUAAAUUUACAGAAGUGCAUGACGACAAAGAGAAUGGAGAUCGCCAGGGUCAACCCUCCUGACCUGAAGCCUUUGCCUUACAGCUGUGAAGAGCACUCUUAUGGGUCGCCCAUGGCCUCUUCCAAGGACAGGUGUGAAACUGCUUUCUCUUGUCCAAAGUGCUCCUUCCACCAUUCAGAUGAAGUGCAGGUCCAGCAGCACAUCGACGGCCUUCACUCUGCUGAGGAGGAGGACAAGCCGACCCCUCAGCCUCUCGCCGACGACGAAGAGCGGUUUAGUUGUGGAGGCUGCGAGAAGAGCUUCAAGUUCCAGUCUUUGCUAAAAGCCCACCAGCGCAUCCACACAGGCGAGCAGCCCUUCCUAUGUUCUCAGUGCGGCUGCCGCUUUUCCUUCAAACAGUCGCUGGAGCGGCACAGGCAGACGCACAAGUCUGGACGCAAGUAUGAGUGCCUGAUCUGCGGGGAGUUUUUCAAGUCACUGGUGGCUCAGAGGGAGCACAAGAGCACGCACAUGGAGAACGGUGAGUACCUGUGUUCCGAGUGCGGCCGGGCGUUUGCCUGGAAGUCGGCUCUGGUGAGGCACCUGAAGAUCCACGGCGAGGACGCGGAUCAGGUGGAGCGUUCGUUCAAGUGCCCUCACUGUGACCUGGGCUUCAGCUGCGUCAACUACCUCAACAGGCACCUCCAGACCCACCAGGAGGAGCGAGUGCACACGUGCAACUGCGGGAAGAGCUUUGCCUACCGGGCUGCGCUCACCGCACACCAGCGCAUCCAUCAGAAGGAGCGGCCGCACACAUGCACGCAGUGCGGUAAGGGGUUCCUCUACAAGGGGGGUCUGCUCAGCCACAUGAAGAUCCACUCGGAGGAGAUGCCCUUUAUGUGCUCCUUCUGUGGCAAGAGCUUCAAGAGGGAACGCAGCAUGAAGAAGCACGAGCGUUGCCACACCAGGGAAAACGUUUUCGGCUGCUCGCAGUGCGACAAGAGCUUCGUCUACAAGGCCACGCUGACCCGACACGAGCUGACUCACUCGGGCGAGAGGCCGUACCUCUGCUCCGACUGCGGGAAGGGUUUCUUUUCCCAUGCCGAGCUCCUGAAGCACGAGCGUUUCCACACGGGCCACAAGCCCUUCCAGUGCCCCCACUGCGACAAGAAAUUCACCCAGUCGUGCUACCUGACCAUCCACCUGCGCUACCACACUGGAAUCCGGCCAUACUCGUGCACCGAGUGCGACAAGCGCUUCCUGAGUGCCAACCGCCUGAAAAGACACCAGCGAACGCAUUCGGGGGAAAAGCCAUACCUGUGUGUAGAAUGUGGGAAGGGUUUCAGGCAGUCCUACAAUCUCAAAAUGCACCAACGGACACACAUCAUGAAGUUAACGUAGUUGCGAAAGACUUGGAACUUAUUGAUCUGGAGAUUUAUAUUUUUGAAAUGUAAGUUGUAUACGGAUCUAGUUUAAGAUGAGACUGAGACCAAAGCAAUUGUAGAAGAAUUACUGUGGCUCUGUCUCCUGAAUAACUGCUGUGAAUUGCUUGUUAUAUAGAAAUAAGUGCCAACACAUCCCUUUUUCCAUUACACUGACUUAAUUUCAAGGUUGUGUUGCAAUUAAAGAACACUAAACAGA